UGUUCCUCCUCUGAUGUUUCAAACAGGGGGGAGUGAGUGACGAUGUGUCUCUGACGGCCUACAUCACAGCUGCCAUGCUGGAGCUCGACACAAACACCUCGGACCCUGUGGUGCAGAGGUGCUUGAGCUGUCUGAAGGCAUCAGUGGACUCCCAGCUAGAAAACCUGUACACCACCGCGCUGCUGUCCUACACCUUCACUCUGGCUGGAGACGAGGAGACGAGGAGCAAACUCAUCACUUACCUGAACCAGAAGUCCAACACGCAGGGCGGCUCCCGUCACUGGGAGAGAGCCGGGGCUUCUGGGAACAGGCCUGACUCUCUGGAGGUGGAGAUGACCUCCUACCGUCUGCUGGCUCUGCUCUCCGGUCCGGCCCUGCCAGACUUCGGCCUGGAUUACUCCUCCAGCAUCGUGCGCUGGCUGGCCCAGCAGCAGAACCCGUACGGGGGCUUCUCUUCCACACAGGACACGGUGGUGGCCCUCCAGGCCCUGGCUAAGUACGGCGCGGCCACCUACAGCGCGGAGGGCAGCACGGCGGUGACGGUGACGUCUCUGGGAGGCCUGAACACAGAGUUCAGAGUGGAUCAGAGCAACAGGCUGCUGUACCAGGAGCAGAAGCUGAGCGAGGUCCCCGGAGAAUACACCAUCAGGGCCCAGGGCCAGAGCUGCGUCAUGGCACAGAUCUCCAUGCACUACAACAUCCCCCCUCCCCCCGACUUCUCUGCCUUCAACAUCACCACCAACACCAUGACCAAGUGCAACAUCAACAGGCCGCAGCUCAUCCUCUUUGUGCAUGUUAGGUACAGUGUGUGUGUUUGUAUGUUAGCU
This is a messenger RNA of Notothenia coriiceps (black rockcod), 827 nucleotides long. Its product is annotated as alpha-2-macroglobulin-like protein 1. The record is from RefSeq and is a predicted model, not a curated record. Lineage: Eukaryota; Metazoa; Chordata; Actinopteri; Perciformes; Nototheniidae.